Suillus subalutaceus is the source of this 1944-nucleotide messenger RNA. Its product is annotated as adaptin N terminal region-domain-containing protein. Gene Ontology annotation, biological process: intra-Golgi vesicle-mediated transport; intracellular protein transport; endoplasmic reticulum to Golgi vesicle-mediated transport. Lineage: Eukaryota; Fungi; Basidiomycota; Agaricomycetes; Boletales; Suillaceae. Gene Ontology annotation, molecular function: structural molecule activity. The record is from RefSeq and is a predicted model, not a curated record. Bases 1 to 1944 code for a protein of 647 amino acids. Gene Ontology annotation, cellular component: cytoplasm; COPI vesicle coat. The transcript is spliced from 17 exons.
AUGGACGUCAUUCCGAACGUCACGGUCGCGAUGGCGGAUGGGAAUGAGGCAAGGACAACAGUUGCAGAACGAGUUGACAGGGAUCUUUGGCCUCCACCAGUGAGCCCAACCACGCAGGAGCUUAGGGCUUCUCUCGAGAAAGGGACUGACGAAGACAGACUGGAUACGUUGCGCAGGACUAUUGUGUCGACGAUUAAUGGGAACCCUCAGAACAAGCAACUCAAAAAGCUGCUUCAUUUCUACUGGGAGGUGUGUCCCAAGUAUGACGAGAACGGGAAGCUUAAGCAGGAGAUGAUUCUCGUCGUCAAUGCCAUCCUAACCGACCUGCAACACCCCAACGAAUAUAUCCGUGGCGCUAACCUACGCUUCCUUCAAAAGAUAUCCAAAGAUGCCGAACUCCUUGAACCUCUCAUCCCCACCUGCCGCAGCUGUCUCGAGCACCGUCAUUCCUACGUCCGCAAGAACGCCGUAUUUGCUGUGUACACUAUCUACCGCGAAUACGAACACCUCAUCCCAGAUGCUCCCGAGCUCAUGCAGACUUUCAUUGCCGCAGAGUCUGACGCGACGUGCAACCAUAGCGCAUUCGUGUUCCUCGCGCAUUGCGCGAUGCCUAAAGCUGUGGAGUGGUUGAGUAGCGUGUAUGAUCAGCUGACGAAUCUAGAUGAGCUCUUGCAAAUGAGCAUCAUAGAAGUCAUCAGGUUGGAUUGUAAGAACGACACAACGCAUCGACCGCGAUAUAUCAGGUGCAUGUUUGAAUUGUUGUUGAAUUCAUCAUCACAUGCAGUAAAAUAUGAAGCUGCUACGACGCUCACCACACUCACGCAGAAUUCUGCUGCUGUGAAAGCGGCCGCCUCGUGCUUUGUUAAUCUGGUCAUUAAAGAAUCCGACAACAACGUUAAGCUGAUCGUCCUGGAUCACCUGGAUACCCUACGCUCCAAGCAUGGUCAUAUUCUAGAUGGACUGACAAUGGACAUCUUACAGGUCUUGUCGAGGAAAGCAAUGAGCAUCGUACUCAGCAUGACCUCGAAUCGGAACGUCGAGGAAGUUGUUCUCUUCCUCAAGAAGCAGCUACAGCAGACACAGGAACGCGAGUUCGAGAAGGCCCUGGAGUACAGGCAACUUCUAAUCCAAUCGAUCCACGUGUUAGCAGUCAAGUUUUCUGAGCGAAGUAGUGGAGAAGUUCCCGCACCUCCGGCAGAGAUAAAAUCCGGUAAAGCCUUCCGCGGCGUCCUCCGGAUCCUGGGCGAGUACGUCGAAGGCCUGUCAGACAUCCAGGCCACAUUCCAGGACAUCCGCAAAGUGCUUGGCGAGAUCCCUAUCCUUGCGAGCGAGCAGCGGUUACUGGACGAGGCUGGCGGAGAGGAGGACAAGAAGGAGGACAAGAAAGUCGAGGGAAGCGGGCGGGCCAAAGAGGCUGUCAAGGCUGCGUCCAAGCCGCCAUUGAGAGCCCUCAUAUUGGGAGGCGACUUUUCACGGGUUCGGUCUCGCCUUGGCGCUGAUGAAGCUCGUGUUGCGCAUUCACCGAUGCCCACCCAGUCCAUGUUGAUCAUGACGUCUAUUAUCCGCGUCGGCCAGUCGAAGUUGUCGCGGGUACCGAUCGACGAGGAUUCCAACGAGCGUUUUCUUAAUUGCAUACAAACCCUAAGCGAGCUCCAGGAAAAGUCCAUUGUUCACGAUAUCUUCUUGAAGGACACAAAAACGGCAUACUCCAAGAUGCUCGUCGCUCAGGAGACAAACGGCACCCAGCGGAGAAGAAGGAGUCGGAAAGCACGCAGGAACAUGUCGUGCAAGUCGAUGAUUUGCUUACUUUCAGGCAGUUCUCGAAAAAAGUCGCAUAUCCCAGCUCACAGUUUUUCGGAUCCUAUAUAUGCGGACGCAUAUGUCAAGAUGCACGGAUUCGAUAUCAUGCUUGGUAUGUGCUUCUGGUCAACCAGCAACGUCUAA